AGAUGAUGUAAAAUAGAAGUGAAAUAAUAAAUUAUGUAAUCCAUUUAGAGUAGACAAUCAUAUAGAUUAUGGUACAUCCAAAAAGAAUAAAAACCAUUCCAAAAAGAUUGACAAUAAUGAGAACAUUUGCUAAUUUGAGAGUUUUGAAAUCAUAUUCACUUAGAAUAUAUUAAGAUGGACAGUUAAUAGGAGAAUUAUUAUUACCAUUUUGUCCAUUGAUAUAAAUUUGUUGUUCAUUUGAAUCUAAAUCAGUUUUAGUUUAUGAUUCUAGGAUGAUUGGGGACAUUUUGUUGAUGUUUAUCAUUUUGUAGGUAGUUUGAAUGAACAGUAUAGUUUGAAUGAAUGAAAUUGUAAUUAUUGUAUAGAAUCAGAAAAUGGUAAUUGGAAUAUGAACUUCAUUUAGAUUAAAAUGUGUUAGAUGUAUGAAUUAAAGAAGAUAUGUUUCUGAUUAAUUAAAAAUUAGUUGGUCAUAAAAAAAUAAAGAG
This is a messenger RNA of Paramecium sonneborni, 485 nucleotides long. The record is from the annotation of a GenBank genome assembly. NCBI's taxonomy places the organism in Eukaryota, Ciliophora, Oligohymenophorea, Peniculida, Parameciidae.